UGGACCUUGGCCCAAGAUUUUGGCAAGUCAUUUGCUCUCCUUCUCAGUCCAUCUCGGCAUCAUGGCUGGUGAGGCGGCCAAGGGAACCAUGGGCAUUUUCAUUAUCUUCGUGCUCUCCCGUGCGUUGCAUCCCAUGGUGAUCGACUACUCCAAGGAGGAUGGAAAGAUGCUCUAUUCCAAGAAUUCUCCUGCAAUCAUGAGCCAGCUCUUAUCUAUGCUCUUCGUGAACUUCUUGGCUUGGCAGGAGGAGGGAAUGAAGGGCGUGAAAGCAUGCUGGCAAAUUCCCAAAGGUGCUUCAAUUUUCAUCGUCAUUGGUCUUUGGUAUGCCUUUGGCGACUUCUUGGAAAUGCUUUCCAUGGGUGCCAUGACCGGUGGUCUCUAUCAGCUCUUGCUUCAGUCCAAGCUCUUGAUCACCGCAGUGAUGAUGAAGCAGCUGAAGGGCACUACCCAGAGCGACCUCCAGUGGAAUGUGCUGAUUGCAGCCACCUUGGCCAUCAGCGCCUUUGUCAUGGUUGACUCCGGCAGCUCCGAUGGCGAGUCUGGCAUUCCUUUGAUGGGUGUCGCCAUGGUUCUUUUCAAAGUCGGCGUUUCUUGCUAUGCUGCCGUGCUCUCAGAUGCCAAAUUGAAGGGCUUCAGCAACAUGUCCAUGUCGGCCAAGCUUUCCUUGAUGUCUCUUUCUCGUGUGAUUGCUUCCGUGGGCAUUGC
Molecule: messenger RNA, 705 nt
Organism: Durusdinium trenchii
Lineage: Eukaryota; Dinophyceae; Suessiales; Symbiodiniaceae
Source: the annotation of a GenBank genome assembly